GUUCUAUUUGCAGGGGCAGUUCUUUGCUCACUGCAUCUUGCAGUGAGGGGUAUGUUUUCUGCCAGUGAUGAUGUCGUACAAUUAACCCCCAGUAAUUUCAACCGAGAGGUUAUCCAGAGUGACGCUGUGUGGCUGAUAGAAUUUUAUGCUCCUUGGUGUGGACACUGCCAGAGUCUGGCCCCACAAUGGAAAAAAGCUGCAACUGCAUUGAAGGGUAUUGUGAAUAUAGGAGCUGUGGAUACUGAUCAACACCAGUCUCUGGGUGGUCAGUAUGAAAUACGAGGUUUCCCCACUAUCAAGAUAUUUGGAGCAAAUAAGAACAAGCCUGAAAAUUAUCAGGGAGCCAGGACUGCUGAAGCCAUUGUGGAUGCUGCAUUGAGUGCUAUUCGAUCACUUGCUAAGGACAGGCUGAAUGGAAGAGAUGGUGGACAGGACUAUAAGCACAGCAGUGGUAGUGGCAGUGGUGGAAAGAAAGAGGUAAUUGAACUAACGGAUGACAACUUUGAUCGACAAGUGUUGAACAGUGAUGAUGUUUGGUUUGUUGAGUUCUUUGCUCCAUGGUGUGGACAUUGUAAAAACUUGGAACCAGAAUGGGCAGCUGCUGCCACGGAGGUUGCUGAACAAACCAAAGGGAAAGUUAAACUGGGUGCUGUUGAUGCCACCGUCCACCAGGGUCUUGCUAGUCGAUAUGGAAUCCGAGGCUUCCCUACAAUAAAAAUCUUCAAUAAAGGCGAGGAACCUAUUGACUAUGAUGGAGGACGAACAAAGGCCGAUAUUGUUGCCCGAGCUCUUGACUUAUUCUCUGAGAACGCCCCGCCACCGGAGAUCUUUGAGAUCCUGAAUGAGGACAUUGUAAAGAAGACAUGUGAGGACCACCAGCUGUGUAUCAUCGCUGUAUUGCCUCAUAUCCUCGACACAGGUGCUGCAGGAAGAAACUCCUAUUUGGAAGUCAUGCUCAAGCUCGCAGACAAGUACAAGAAGAAGAUGUGGGGAUGGCUUUGGGCAGAGGCUGGGGCCCAGCUGGAUAUGGAGACCGCUCUGGGUAUUGGUGGAUUUGGUUAUCCAGCCAUGGCUGCUGUCAAUGCUCGAAAAAUGAAGUUUGCACUGUUGAAAGGUUCUUUCAGUGAGCAGGGCAUUAAUGAAUUCUUAAGGGAGCUUUCAUUUGGACGGGGUUCUACAGCACCUGUAGGUGGAGGUGCACUCCCCAAGGUCAAUAAAGUUGAGGCUUGGGAUGGCAAGGAUGGAGAGCUACCAAUGGAGGAUGAUAUUGAUCUCAGCGAUAUAGAUCUGGAUGAAUUUGACAAGGAUGAACUGUGA
Molecule: messenger RNA, 1317 nt
Organism: Staurois parvus
Lineage: Eukaryota; Metazoa; Chordata; Amphibia; Anura; Ranidae
Source: the annotation of a GenBank genome assembly